CUGCGUGGAGCGUCAAGCGGUUCAAAGAGGAAGGAAGAUGGCGGAAAACAAAGGCGGAGGGGACGGCGAGAGCCCCGAAAAUAACACCCCAGCUCUGACUGAAGAGGACCCCCCUGCCCCGGCCGGGAAAGAAGACGAGAGCCCGGUGACCAGCGAGCCCGCGGCGAGCGGAGCGGAGGCCCGGAGCCCCGAGGAGAGCGAGCAGGCUCCGAGCGGAGGAGUGGAGAGCGCCGCCAGCGGGAACGGCAGCCCCGGGGCCGCGGCACCCCCGGGCUCCGGCGAGGCUGAGGACGUGCCUGCCCGGGAGGCCGAGGAGGGCUCUGCCCGGGAGAUUGAGGUGCUGUCUGUCCGGGAGGCUGACGUGCUGUCUGCCCAGGACACCGACGUGGUGUGCGUGGAGGUGGUGCCAGCCCCAGCUCCUCCGGCGACUGCAGUGGAGUCUCCCUCUCCCAUCCUCACCGCGCCGGCGGCUCCCCCGGCCCCGGCUCUCCCGAUCAACCUGCUGGAUACGUGCACGGUGUGCAAGCAGAGCCUGCAGAACCGGGACUGCGAGCCCAAGCUCCUGCCGUGUCUGCAUUCCUUCUGUCUGCGCUGCAUCCCUCAACCGGAGCGCCAGCUCAGCUUGCAGCUACCGGGCCCGCACGGGCAGGAGAUUCAGCUCGUGAACGUGAUGCGGUGCCCAGUGUGCCGGCAGGAGUUCAAGCAGACCGACCUGGUAGAUAAUUACUUUGUGAAAGAUACCUCGGAGGUCUCCAGCGGCUCGGAUGAGAAUUCAGCGCAGGUGUGUACGAGCUGUGACGACAAUGCUGGCGCCGUGGGCUUCUGUGUGGAGUGCGGGGAGUGGCUCUGCAAAACCUGCAUAGAGGCCCAUCAGAGAGUCAAGUUCACCAAGGACCACGUGAUCAGGAGGAAAGAUGACGUCUCUGCUGAACCAGUGGGAACCUCAGGGCAGCGGGCUGUGUUCUGCCCGAUCCACAAGCAGGAAGCUCUAAAGCUGUUCUGCGAGACUUGUGACCGGCUGACUUGCAGAGACUGUCAGCUGCAGGAGCACAAGGAGCACAGAUACCAGUUUUUGGAGGAAGCUUUUCAGAACCAGAAAGGGAUAAUCGAGACCUUCAUGGCUAAGCUUCAGGAGAAGAAGAAUUACGUCCACUUUGCUUCCUCUCAGGUGCAGAGCAGGAUAAAGGAAGUUAACGAAACUCAUAAGAAAGUGGAACAUGAAAUCAAAGUGGCUGUUUUCACCCUCAUCAAUGAAAUCAACAAAAAGGGAAAAUCACUAUUGCAGCAGUUGGAGAGUGUGACAAAGGAGCGCAAUGUCAAGCUGAUGCACCAGCAGCGUGACAUCACCAGCCUGUCCCAGCAGAUCAUGCACGUGCUCAGCUUCGCCAACUGGGCCAUCUGCAGCGGGAGCAGCACUGCGCUUCUCUACAGCAAGAGACUGAUAACGUUCCAGCUGCGGCACAUUCUGAAGGCUCGAUGUGACCCCGUCCCUUCGGCGAAUGGAGCUGUGCGCUUCUUCUGUGACCCCACCUUCUGGGCAAAGAACGUCGUCAAUCUGGGUAACCUGGUGAUCGAGACCAAGCCAAUUCCUGUCCACGCCCCGAACAUGGUAGUGGGUCAGGUUCCUAAUGCGCAGAACCACGCAGGGAAGCACCUGGGGCAGAUCAACCUGGCUCAGCUGCGGCUGCAGCACAUGCAGCAGCAGCAGCAGCAGGCUGCCUAUGCGCAGAAGCAGCAGCAACAGCAGUUACAGCUCCAGCAGCAACAGAUGCAGCAGCAACAAAUGCAACAGCAGCAGCAGCAGCAGCAGCAGCAGCAGCUGCGCAUGGUGCAGCACUUGCCUCCGCACCCACGGCAGGGGGGGCCGCAGAUGGUCCAGCAGCAGCAGCCUCCCCGGCUUAUCAGCAUGCAAGCCAUGCAGAGAGCCGGUAUGAAUGGAGCCGCCUACCAGGCACACCAGAUGCGACUGGCCCAGAGCCAGAACCAGAACCGCAUGCCAGGCGUCCCGCGGCACAACGGCCAGCAGUAUCCCAUGAUGCAGCCGCAGCUCCAGAGACAGGUGACGUCUGACCCCGAUGGGCUUGGGGGCUCUUUAGGAAGGCAUUCCAACCCAGGCCACGCCGGCCCGUUCCCUGUCGCUUCACUCCACAACAGCGCUGCCAACCCAACCAGCCCCACCACCGCCAGCAUGGCCCACGCCCACCGCGGACCAACCAGCCCCUGCGUCUCCACCAUCGAGCUCAUCCCCUCUGUGACCAACCCUGAGAACCUGCCCUGCUUGCCGGACAUCCCGCCCAUACAGCUGGAAGAUGCUGGCUCGAGUAGUCUAGACAAUCUCCUGAGCAGAUACAUCUUCGCCAGCCAACUUCCUCAAGCUCCCCUGACCAAUAUGAUCCCAUCUCCCGGACCCUCCGCUCUGUCUCCAGGGUCUGCAGGCAUUUCUAAUUCACACACACCAGUGAGGCCCUCCAGUACCUCCAGCACAGGGAGCAGAGGCAGUCGCCCUCAAUCCCUUUGCAGCUGUUCGUCGGGGCGGACCAUGCCAGUGGCGGACGCGGUGAAGGUCAAGCAGGAGCCGGGGACGGAGGAGGAGUGUGGCUUUUCGGGGGCGGUGGUCAAGCAGGAGCGGGUUGAAGACGGCCGCAGGAGCGCCUGCAUGAUGAGCAGCCCGGAGAGCAGCCGGACUCCCCCGCUGGCUGCCCCGUCCUCGACCCCCCAGGAACCGGCCCCGCUGCGGACCCUGGAGGAGCACGUCAAGGAGGAGCCCAAGGAGGCGGCGGGGAGCUGCCGGCAGCAGGUGGAGACGACCGUGACAAACGGCAAGGGCUCCGUGCGCAGCUUCCUGCACCGCCCUCCCCGAGCCGCCACCGCCACCGCACACAGCAGCGAGCACAAGGACGACGACCCCAACGAGGACUGGUGCGCCGUCUGUCAGAACGGGGGCGACCUGCUCUGCUGCGACAAGUGCCCCAAAGUCUUUCACCUCACCUGCCACGUUCCUACCCUGCUCAGCUUCCCCAGCGGAGAGUGGAUCUGUACCUUCUGCAGAAACCUGGCCAAACCUGAGGUUGAGUACAACUGUGACAAUCUGCAGCACAAAAAGAAGGGGAAAACCGUGCAUGGGCUCAGCCCUACGGACCAGAGGAAGUGCGAGCGUCUCCUCCUCUACAUCUUCUGUCACGAGUUGAGCAUCGAGUUCCACGAGCCAGUCUCGGCUUCUAUACCCAAUUACUACAAGAUCAUUAAGAAGCCUAUGGAACUGGCCACGGUGAAGAAGAAACUCCAGAUGAAGCACUCUCAGCACUACCAGACCCCCCAGGACUUCGUGGCCGACGUGCGCUUGAUCUUCAAGAACUGUGCAAAAUACAAUGAAAUGUCUCGAAUUAUCCAAGUUUAUGAUGAGAAAACCCAGAUUAAUUUGCAGGCUGAAUCUGAGGUGGCUCAGGCUGGCAAAGCGGUGGCAUUGUACUUCGAGGAGAAACUCAAGGAGAUUUACGGGGAUCAGAACUUCCCUCCUCACCCAGAGGAGGAGCCGGAGGAGGACGAGGAAGUCACAGAAGAUUCCGACGACGAUUUUGUCCAGCCGCGGCGCAAGCGAUUAAAAUCGGAAGAGAAGCCGCUACACAUCAAAUGAGACUUCAGACACUUUCCAAGGACCCAAAUAAGAUCCACCGUGAAGUGCGGACCUUCUUAAAAGAGGAAAAUCCGUAGAUGUGUACAUGCAUAUCUGUCCUGAUGGAGAAUAUGAAUUUACUGAAGGACAGCAAAGACAGUGUUAGUAGAAUUUUUAAAAGUUGUACAGAUGAGGGGGAGAGAGAGAGAGAGAGAGAGA
Polyodon spathula (Mississippi paddlefish) is the source of this 3832-nucleotide messenger RNA. RefSeq names its product E3 ubiquitin-protein ligase TRIM33-like. Gene Ontology annotation, molecular function: zinc ion binding; protein binding. The record is from RefSeq and is a predicted model, not a curated record. The transcript has 20 exons. The coding region runs from base 38 to 3634 and encodes 1198 amino acids. Lineage: Eukaryota; Metazoa; Chordata; Actinopteri; Acipenseriformes; Polyodontidae.